CGGAGAGAGGCCGAAGAAGCAGCGAUGAGAUUAAGAGAGGAAGAAGAACGAAGACGGAGAGAGGCCGAAGAAGCAGCGAUGAGAUUAAGAGAAGAAAGAAGAAGCUUACCGAAGGAAGAAGUAAAGCUAUUGGAGAUGAUGUUAGAAGAAAGGAGAAGCAUAUCGGUGGAAGAUCAACCCGAGCCAGGGAAACGGGAUUCACAAAUACAGACAGAUCAGAUGUCAUAUCUGCAAAGAAUCAGCCUCAGAUACUCACAAAGCAGCAAACAUAGUCGUGAGCGAAAGAAGAGCAGUUCACCUCCAGCAAUAAAAUCACCUGAUGCUGCAGCUACAAGCAGGAAAGAGUCGUUGUCCAAGAGUCAGCCGCCGUCAUCAGCAGAAAGUUACUCGAAGAAAUCAGAUCAGGUUCUAGCUGAUGGAACAAGACGUAUCUCACAAGCUUCGUCCCUGGUGACGUCCCCUCGAAGGAAGUCAAGAGACACAAGCGCGCCGUCAUCAGCAGAAAGUUACUCAAAGAGGCCAGCUGCUGCAGCAAAGCCUGUCUCGCCAACAAAAGCAGCACCUCUUUCAUCAGGACAGCCCUCACCGGAACGAUCUCCUUCACCCAGGAAGCCCUCACCACCCUUAGUUAUUUUCACAAAGCAGAAAACAACAGUCAGAGAUGCUUCUCCAGAUAAGCCCAUGAUAGCACCAUCUGUGUCCCCAAAGUCCACACAAAACGUGUACGUUUCCGUUUCUCCAAAAAGGCGCACUUCACCUGCACCUGUUCCCUCGAGCCAGGUUACAGAGUACACAUCUGAUUCACCCAUACAGGGCCCACCAGCCCAAUCUGUUUCCUCAAUACAGACCACACCAGCCCCAUCGGUAACCUCAAGGAUGUCUACACCAGCCGCACCUGCUUCCUUACGGCAGCCCACACCAGAAGCAUCUUUUACCUCAAGGGUAUCUACAUCAGCCGCACCUGCUUCCUUACGGCAGCCCACACCAGAAACAUCUUUUACCUCAAGGAUGUCUACACCAGCCGCACGUGCUUCUUUAAGGCAGCCCACACCAGAAGCAUCUGAUGUUUCAAUGCAGCCCACACCAGCCCAGACCAUAGAAGCAUUUGGACCAACCCUACAACCAACCUCAGAAGAAUCAGCCUCCCCGAGGUUGGUUACGCCAGAACUUGCCAGAGGUUCCUCACCAACGCCUCCCUCUUCGGGCAUGACAAGCUGUGUGGGGUCACCAACAUCAAAGAUCAGGGAAGAUCUCAUUUUUAUGACCAGUGUGACCUCCAAAGAAAAGUCGACUAUUCUCGAGAAAUUCGAUAUUAAGUACGUCCGGGAAGAAAUCUUCAGCGACACAGAGACUUCGACAUCACCUGCUGCGCAACAGCAAAGCAUCAGACUUGGUACUGGGCGAUCCUCGAGGUCUCAGUCAGUAGGCCUUCAUCACUCUGGUGGUCACCGAAGCUCUAGGAUGGCAAAUGGUACACGGUCUGCUAGCAUUGGAAGAAAGUACCACUCCCCUUCCCGAUCUGUCAGGGGGGGUCCGAGUCCAAGCAGCAACAGAACCAGCCCAUCGUAUAGAGGGUCGCAAAAAUCAAAUAAGAGUUACUCCAGAAGCCCUACUAUUUGCUCGCAAGGAGAAAGAAACGUUAUUCCUGAAAUAUUUUUCUCAAAGGAAUCUCAGCUGAGCACCUCAUAUGUGGCAGGGGAUAGUGAAACAGACAGAAGCAAUUCUAGAAGCCAGAGUCCGUUAUCGCUAGGUGAGGGCAAAGAGCUGUGUAGAGGCAGCUUUUCAAAGUCUCCUUCUCCAGUAAUAAGUCCAUCGAGAAAGACAACUAGACAGAAUAACAAAAUUGCAGGGUUGUCUGGAAAAAGUGAGUCUGCGUCCCUACCCUCGACUUCCCUCGUAACCUCUCCAUUGAGGGAGAAAACCAGUAAGAGUCAAAGUCUAGCGUGCUCACCUGAGGGUGACUCUGUAGAUCCUGAGAUAGGGAGCAGCGUCGAUGGCCCAUCUCCCAAGCUUAAAACUAAAAGAUCGCUGGCAGAUCUGGUAGAGAAAAUGAACAAAGACUUUUCAGAAUCACCUUAUUUUUCAAAGACAGAACAACAGGAGGAGUGUUCGGAGGUCUCUGAGAACACUGACGAUGACGUUACUCUCGAAACAGUCUCCUCAUCAUUUUCAGAGGAUGAUGAUUGGAAGGAUGUAGACAAUUUGUUCAAAAUGGACACCGAAAAAGCAAUUCCUGCCAGGCAAAGGAAGAGCUCACCCAUUAUUUUCCAGAUGAAUAUAUCAGAUGUCAAAUGUGAGCUUAAAAAUAGCAACACAGUUUUGUUUGAUAUAAAGGAAGUUGCUGAAGUGCAGCCAACACUGAUCACUGCAUGUACAACAGUUUCUUUCGAACAGGUUAAGGUAGAAAAAGUAGUCAUGGGUGCAUUAGGAUCAUUUUCCGCCUCUACAUCACCGGUUGGACAUGAACUUGUUUCCAGGAAGGAGGAUGUGACAUCAACACCAGUUUCACCCGUGCAGACCUGUGUAGAUGGAACACCUUCAGUCACCCCAUUUGAAACAGCUGUGACACUUUCACAUAUUAAAAAGAAAACAGAAACCAAACAUUUUGAAAUAAAAGUGCCAGUCGAAGAAGAAAGAACUUCGCCAUUGAUGCUCAAUGUAGAAACAUCAAUGCAACGGACAGGACAAACAAAAGCCGUUCCUGCCCCAAUCAGAACAACUUCCCAAAAAGCCGAGGCAGCAGUUUUACCCACAAAAGAAAUAUUUUCGUCUUCUCACGUCAUACAAGAAGCGGAAUAUACGCAGACACCAGAUAAAAUAAUGGAAAGAAUUGUUUCACCUACACAAUUUGCAAAACCAUCUAAUGUUCCCUGGCAGCCCAUCGCAAAGGCAAAGGUUCAACACAGACGAACUAAACCAGAACCAACUGAUUCGUCAACGAUAAGCUGUUCAAAGAAAUCUGUUUCAUUAAGAAAUCUUUCACCAAACCAAACUGUCGUGUCAAGACAAAAUUCACCAGAAUCAGCUUUUUCGACACAGACAUACUCAUUAGAGCCAAGCGUUGUCUCGAAGAAACCUUCACCACAGCCAGAUAUUUUCUUCAGUGAACAUUUACCAGAACCAGAAGUUCUCUCAAAGAAACACUUACCAGAAGCAUGUAUUGUCUCGAAAAAACAUUCACCAAAACAAGGCGUUCUUUCAAGGAGUAAUUCGCCAGAAGCAGAUGUUUUCUACAGAAAACAUUCACCAGAUCCCUAUGCUUCCUCAAAGAAAAACUUGGAAGAAUCAGUUGCUUUAUCAAGAAAGCAUUCUCCAGAUCUAAGUAUUUACUCAAAAAAUAACUCACCAGAACUAUCUGUUUCAUCGAAAAAACAUUCGCCAAAAGCAGCUAUUUCACCAAUUAAAUACUCAACAGAAUCAGUUGUUUCAUCAAAGAAGCAUUCUCACGAAGCAGGCAUUCUUACGAGGACACAAGAUGUUUCAUCAAAGAAAUACUUGAAAGAUGCAGUUGUUUUAUCAAGAAAACAUUCACCAGAAUCAGAUGCCCUCUCAAGAAAUAACUCACCAGAUUCAUCUGUUUCGACGAGUAAACGCUUACGAAAAGCAUCUAUUCCACAAAGAAAAUACUCACCAGAAUCAUUUACUUCGUCAAGGACACCCUCACCAGAAUCAGCUGUUUCAUCGAGGAAACAUUCACCAAAACCGAAUUUUCUCUUGAGGAAACAUUCACCCGAAAAAGAAGUUUCAGCAAAUAAAGACUUGCAAGGUGAAGCUGCUUUAUCAGGGAAACAUUCAUCAGAGUCAGAUGUUCUUUCAAGCAAUAACUCACCAGAGAUUUCUGUAUCAUCGAGGAAACAUUUGCCAAAACCAGUUAUUUCACCAACAAAAUACUCACCAGAGUCAUUUACUUCAUCAAGGACACACUCGCCAGAACUUGAAAGGAAAUACUCAAUGGAAUCACCUGUUUCAUUGAGGAAACAUACGCCUGAAUCAGCUACUUCAUCAAGGAAACACUCACCAGAAUCCACUCUUUUACCAAGCAAACUUUCAGAAGGUAUUUCCUCAAGAAAACCUACACUGGAAACAACUACUUCCCCUAAGCGCAUCACUCCAACACGUGUUUUCUCAAAGCAGUCCAAGCCAGUAAUACCCUUGUCAUCAAAGGACUCCUCACCAGAACAAACUAUUUCAAGGAAAAGCACGCCAGAAAUACCACUUUCAAAUAGGAAAUUCACACUAGAGCCAUCAUACUCGUCAAAAACAUCUUCCCCAGCACGAACUAUUUCAUCAAGGAGAUCGACGCCGAUACCUUUUGCUUCGCCCGAGCGCAGUUUAGGAUCAAAAUGCUAUUCACCAAGACAACUGACACCAGAACGCAUUAUUUCAACAAGAAAAACAGCUCCAGAACUUGUUGCUUUAUCACGGAGAACUACUCCAGAGUCAAUAGUUUCACCAAGAAAACACUCACCAGAGUCACUUAUUCCGUCAAGGAGUCUUACGCCAAAAUCAAUUGUUUCACCUAAGCGCACCAAGUAGCAUCAAGUGUUUCACCAAGGCAUCCUACUCCACAGCAAA
Molecule: messenger RNA, 4575 nt
Organism: Pomacea canaliculata
Lineage: Eukaryota; Metazoa; Mollusca; Gastropoda; Architaenioglossa; Ampullariidae
Product: serine/arginine repetitive matrix protein 2-like
Exons: 2
Coding region: 25-4536 (1503 amino acids)
Source: RefSeq, a predicted model, not a curated record